Messenger RNA from Aureobasidium pullulans EXF-150, 2226 nucleotides. Its product is annotated as Arabinanase/levansucrase/invertase. Bases 1 to 2226 code for a protein of 741 amino acids. Gene Ontology annotation, molecular function: hydrolase activity, hydrolyzing O-glycosyl compounds. Gene Ontology annotation, biological process: carbohydrate metabolic process. The transcript has a single exon. NCBI's taxonomy places the organism in Eukaryota, Fungi, Ascomycota, Dothideomycetes, Dothideales, Saccotheciaceae. The record is from RefSeq and is a predicted model, not a curated record.
AUGCGAUCAUUACAUCUUUUAGUGUCCUCGGCUCUGGCAUUGCUGGCCACUGCUGCUGAGAACACCACUUGCUCAUCUGAUCUAGAAGCCUUGACUGUAGCCAAUAUUGAUGACGUUCGUGGCAACUUACACCUUCCGCCUACGGCCAAGAGCGGUCUCAAUGUCACCUGGAGCAGCAGCAAUGAGCCCGUCGUGUCAAACGAUGGCAUUGUCGGCCGACAGAACGCCACUACUCAGGUUGGCCUCACAGCGACCAUAAAUUGCAACGGAAAGCCAGCCACUCGCCAAUUCUCUGCUUCAGUCCGUCAAGCAGCAAAGAUUGGUGCAUUCGAGGGCUAUGCAUUUGCCUACUUCACCAACAACACCAAAUCUGGAGAGAACAUUUAUUUUGCAGCCAGUAACGGCAACAAUGCUUUGUCAUGGAAAGAGCUCAACGGUGCACAGCCUGUUCUGAAGUCGACCCUUGGUACCACUGGGCUCCGCGAUCCUUUUAUCAUCCGCUCUCACGAGGGUGAUACUUUCUACCUUAUCGCGACCGAUCUCUCCAUCGGUUCCGGAACUUCCUGGGGCGACUCAGUCAAGUUUGGAAGUCGCUACCUGGAAGUCUGGGAAUCUCACGACCUCAAGACUUGGUCAGAGCAUCGUCAUGUCUUGGUUUCCCCUGCUGAAGCGGGUAACACUUGGGCCCCUGAGGCAUAUUAUGAUGAAGGUAUUGGUGCUUAUGUCGUCUUCUGGGCUUCUUCUCUCUACAACUCAACUGAUGUGGACCGUACGGGAGCGACUUAUCACCGCAUGCUCUAUGCCACAACCAGAGACUUUGUGACUUUCAGCGAGCCCCAAAUCUGGCAAGAUGCCGGCAUGUCGCGUAUCGACUCUACGGUUUUGAAAGAGGGCGAUACCUACUAUCGCUUUACAAAGGAUGAAGGUGCUGGUGAGACUGGAUGUACCGACAUCAUUCAAGAGAAGUCGACUUCGUUGAGAGCCACGUUAGGUUCUUGGACCAAUGUCGCUACUUGCAUUGGUAAGAAGGCCGGCACUGCCAAUGUCGAAGGUCCUACAGCUUUCAAAUCCAAUCCUGGAGAUGUGAACGGUGACAACUUCUACCUGUUCGUCGACGAAUUCACCGGGCGUGGAUACAUUCCUCUUUCGACCAAGAACAUCGCCAGCCCCAACUGGACAGUACCUGCAUCUUACAAGCUCCCUCCUAGCCCGAGACAUGGAACUGUCUUACCUAUCACUGCUGCCGAGCUGGCUAGCCUCAACGCAGGCACUGCCAACACUUCAUCACCCACAGCACCCACAGCUGGAGGCUCGCCAGUACUCAAAGGCUACUUCGCCGACCCCAACAUCGCUGUCUUCAACCAGACAUAUUACAUCUACGCCACCACAGACGGCUUUCCUGGAUGGGGAGGUCAAGUCUUCUAUGCCUGGAGCUCGCCCGACCUCGUGAACUGGACACGCAGCGCAGAGUCCUUCCUCACAUUGAACGGCACCAGCGGCAACGUACCAUGGGCAACAGGCAACGCAUGGGCUCCCACCAUCGCCGAAAAAGACGGAAAAUACUACUUCUACUUCAGUGGUCAGAACCCUACAUACGACAGAAAGACUAUUGGUGUGGCUAUCGCAGAUUCCCCCACUGGCCCAUUCACCGCUGAGCCUACCGCCAUGAUUUUGAACAACGAGCGCCUCACGACUGGUCAAGCCAUCGAUGCCGAUGCCUUCCUCGACCCUGUCAGCGGAAAGUGGUAUCUCCUCUGGGGCAACAGCUACCCUCUUCUCGCAGAACUAGCCGACAACAUGACCUCGAUAAAAUGGGACACCGCACAAAACAUCACCGGCCUCGUUGACUUCCGCGAAGGUCUCUUCCUCGUAUACCGCAAAGGCCUUUACCACCUCACCUACUCCAUCGACGACACUGGCUCCGAGAACUACCGCGUCGGCUACGCCACUUCCACUUCCAUCACUGGAAAUUGGAAUUAUCAUGGUGUGGUGUUGCAGAAGGAUGUUGGUCAGGGGAUCUUGGCUACGGGACAUGACUCCAUGAUCAAUGUGCCUGGGACGGAUGAGUGGUAUAUUGCUUACCACCGUUUCGCGAUUCCUGACGGUGAUGGCACGCAUAGGGAGACGACUAUUGAUAAAGUUACUUUUGAUGAGGAGACGGGAUUGAUGAAUGUGGUUGUGCCUACGUUGAGUAGCGUGGAGCCUUUCCCUGUGCCUGCGAAUUGA